UUCUUUUUCUUUCUUUAUAAUAAACUAGUUUUCUUUAUGAGCCAAUUGUUGACAAAUACUAUUGAACCUUUACUGUUAAAGAUUGAGAGUUGGAUCAUUGCCAUAGCUGCAGAUGUUCCCUUGGAAACAGAUUGGGCACAAUCGUCUUAUGGAUCUUGGUAUAAUAAUCCUCGACAACAUGGAUUAGAAUUAUUCUUUCUAGCAACAAUUUAUGCAACAGCAACAAUCAUCUUCUUUCGUCGUUUGCUACGACCAGGAAGCAGACAUUAUAAGCUGAUUACAGAAUUUGAACCACCUCAAAAAGCAUCCAUAACUGAAAAAGGAAUGACGUUGGCAUUAGCGUCAUCACUAACAUUAACCCUCAUUCACAAAAUCAUUCGUAAUCGAGUAUGGUUUAUGCUACAACCUUGUCAUAUGAGUGGAUUUUUGCUUGUACUUUCACUUUUAUACCCAAACAAGCGAUCGCCACUUCCUCACAUUCUCUUUAAUAUUUAUCUUCAUCUUCAGUGGGGUGCAUUGGCUGCACUUGCAUUUCCAGAUCUAAGGGAACAUUACCUGAUUGGAGAGACAUUUAACUUCUUUGCAGAACAUGCACUCUUGUUGAUUGUUCCUAUUUAUAUGAUCUAUAGUCGCCGAUAUGUUGUAUUACCUAAAUCAAAGGAGAUCUUGUGCUUGUCAUUCUUCACUUACUGUUUCUUCCAUACACCUGUUCUUCAUGCGCUCUCCUUAACCUCUGGAUUUAAUCUCAACUACAUGUGGACACCUCCUCCAAUUAAAAUCCUGUUGGACCUUGGACCUUCCUAUCGUAUUGUCAUGUAUGGUGUUGCCUUCAUCUUCAAGUUUAUCACCCGAUUCAUUUGUGUAGAGACACUAUUGACAGUCAUGCCCCGUAAACGUCUGGAAGGACAAAAGAUGCAUUAUAAAAAAUCAAGAAAGGUCGACUAAAUAUCACGCAAUGUGCCAAUAAAACGAUUCUAGAAUCAGUUAAAAAAAUCACGCAUUAUUGCGCAUACACACGUUUGCCCCUUUUUUUUCAUAGUCGCACAUCCACAACGUGGAUCUGAGUUUUAUAUAGGAGGACCUGCUGCUUAAGACAAAGGACAUUGGUCAAGUUGUUCUAUUUUAUCGUACGAACACACUGAUUUAUUGAGGAUCAGCCUUGUUGUACACAUCACAGCGUCACAUAGUUUCUUUAUAUCCUUAGGCUCUUGUUACACAUCAUGCAAUCAUUUUUCUGUCACUCAUGAAAUUGCUC
Messenger RNA from Rhizopus microsporus ATCC 52813, 1255 nucleotides. RefSeq lists its product as uncharacterized. NCBI's taxonomy places the organism in Eukaryota, Fungi, Mucoromycota, Mucoromycetes, Mucorales, Rhizopodaceae. The record is from RefSeq and is a predicted model, not a curated record. The coding region runs from base 37 to 945 and encodes 302 amino acids. The transcript has 4 exons.